CGGCAACCUCAUCAUCCACACCAUAUACGAUAAACGUCACACUACUUAGAGCGAAACGGUGGAAACUGUUACAGCGCUGGAUUUCGGUGACCAGAAAUAACAACUUGGGGACCACUAGAGAGGGCCCCCAACCGAGGAAGACCGCCGAAAGGCGGUCACCAAAUCAAGCAUGGAGCAGUUCGAGCAGCUGCUAACCUGUGCAAUAUGCCUGGAUCGAUACAGAAAUCCGAAGCUCUUGCCAUGUCAACACAGCUUUUGCAUGGAACCGUGCAUGGACGGCCUUGUCGACUAUGUUCGUCGACAGGUCAAAUGUCCGGAAUGUCGUGCCGAACAUCGUAUACCAUAUCAGGGCGUGCAAGCCUUUCCGACCAACGUGACACUGCAGCGAUUCCUGGAAUUGCAUAUCGAGAUCACGGGAGAAUUACCGGACCCGACCAGCGGUCAGACCAUGGAACGCUGUGGCGUUUGCUCUGAGAAGAGUUACUGUCAACUGUGCGUGCAUUGCGAGAAGAAAUGCUGUCCCGAAUGUAAAGAUGCACACAUGGAUAUUCUGAGACGCGAAAUUACCCGCAUCAAUUCUCAGGUGCGCAGAGGAUUGCACAGGCUGCAGGACGCGCUGGCCCUGGUGGAAAAAAACACGUUGGGCCUGCAGACAAACUGCGCUUCGGUCGCCGAGGAGGUGGAUGAGAUUUAUCGGAGGCUGAGCAAGGCUUUGAAAGACCGUACGGAACAUCUGCGUAACGAGGUCGAUCGAUACCUCGGCACCGAGCUCAGAGGCCUGAUUCAGCUCAAAGAGAAUCUCGAAUUGGAAAUCGCGAAUAUCCAGAGCAACUGCGAUCUGGCGGAGGCGCACAUAAAUGAAAACGUGCCAUGGGACGACGCUGAGCUCCUGGACACAAAGGAGCUCUUCCUGCGUACGGUGGAAUUUAUCAGGAACUUCGAAUAUGAGGCGGGGGAUUACAACCGACGAGUCCGCUUCGUGAUGGCGCACGAUCCGAAUCAACUUGUCCUUCACGUGGCGGGUUAUGGCGAAUUGAACAUUAAACCGGAAAGCGGGAGCGGCGGAUUGUUGGGUAGCUCCAGCAGUUUAGCCCCACCGGUGGGUUCGCCUGGUCUUAUGAGAAGCAAGAGCGAUCACCGUCUCGCCUCGCAAUACAGGCAGCAAGAGGAGGAACGACUGGCAAGGAAUCGAUACGUUCCCGAAUAUGAGUACGAUGCCCCGGAGUACGAGGUACCCAGGAACAAGUCCAGGUAUAGAAGUCGAUUUAUGCGGCAUCGGGACGGUGACGAUUCCGACGGUGACUCCAGAUCGACGGUGAGAUUCACGUCGGCGCCGCCGGAGUCGUCCAGCUUACGGGAACGCGUUCUGGACACGGAGGAUGCCGCACGCGGUCCGUUGUCCGGCAUAUUUCGCUUGACAGACUCGCCACGAGUCAUGAAGAAGCUGCAGGAGUGCGAGCGGGCUGGCAAGCGGAAGAAGGAGGAACCGGCUAGCCAGCCCAUGCCGCAACCACAACCACCUAAGCCGCAGGUACAAGUGAGAAAGGUACCGACCGCGAUGGCGAGACAGACAAGCGAGGACGACGAGAUCUCGAGGAUCAAGAAGCAGAACAAGAAUGCCGCGGCGACUGCCGUCCACGCCGAGACGGUAGAGGAGAGACAGCCGAUUUCGAUGCCCGCCCCCGUUCAUCCGCCACCACGGGAACUUCCGGAACGGGAACCCGAGGAACAACCGGUCAGAAGACCGGCUAUUGUCAGGAGAACUUCGGAAACUCACGCACCCCCCGCGGCCAGGAGUGCCUCGUCGGACUCGAGCACCGGAUCCGAGAGCUCGGGGGGAUCAGGGAUACGCAAUACGGGCGCGCCGUUCACGGCCGAGGAGAUGAAACAGAAGUACCUGUCGAGAGCACCCCCGACCAGCACGACGACUACUAUCUCCACCACAACCGGUAGAGAGCCAUCGAACACUGCCCCUCCGACUCCCAGACCACCGUUUCAGAGCCGUUUUUUAGGCGCAGGUAACCGUGCGGCUCCACCACCGCCGGUUCAGACGCCGCGUGAGGAACCAGUGGCGAAGAAGAAGGAAGAGGAGGAGGAUGAAGAUGAAGAGAAGAGCAGCUCUUCCGAGGAGACGGAGUCGGACACAGAGGAAGAGUCGGAAACAGACGGUCAUCCGUCCAAGACUACUCCAACUACGACUUCCGCUGCUUCUCAAGAUCGUCAGAGAAGCGAAUCCGCCAUGGCGCGCACUGACAUUGGGCCUCUUCUUGCUCGCAGUGCUGAAGCUAGGAGAGGAAGCAAGGAAGAUUCGCCUUCCACCAGGUAUUCGUCGCCGAGGGGCAGCCCCGCGCAAUCCGUGACGACGAUGACGACGACGAUGACAACGCCGAGCGGCGGCGGCGGCGCCGCGAUGACGACGACGUCGACGCCGGGCGGCUACACCAGCAGGGCGUUUAGCGCGGACGGUACCGACGAAAGGUGCUCGGCCGGUCGUGUCGACGACGCUAAAGUAAUCGCGGCUACGGCUACGGUCGCGGAUUCCGCUUAUGACGCCGACGGGGACGUGCUUAAACCACAAGCGACGAACACUAGCUCGGCACAAACGGACGUUAUUACGGACAAAUCGACCACCUCAUCCACCUCUUCCUACCUCGCGAUAAGCGAACCCGAAAGUCUCCUCGGGAAUAGCCGCGACGAUAGUCGAGUUACGAGUGCGACACCCGAAGACGACGACGCAUUAGUGCAAGAUCGUUCCGGGAACGGAGAGAGUCGCAGUCGGAACGAAUCUACUCUCGCGAUUGAAGAUGAUUCUGACACGAGAAGAAACGCCACAGAAGAAAUGACAUCUGAAAAGCGUGACUUUGAGGACGUUCCUAGUUUCUUCCAAAUCGUCGUAGAAGAUGUUGAUGCAUCUGUCGCCGAGAAGUCUAUGUCGGAUUCUACGAAUCAAAUCGUUGAGAUGAUCGACGAGAUCGAGCAUAGAGAUCGCUCGAGGUCCAAAGAGUCUCACAGCAUUUCCGAAUGUUCGAGUUCCGUUAGUGGCCGAACGAUGUCCUACAGCGAAUCGGAAAGUGAUUCCGAAAGUGGCUCCGAGGAGGAAAACGAGGAAGAAGAUGAGUCUCGAGAUGAAAACUGCAACGUGAAAAAUAAAAAAAAAGAGAAUAAGAAGGACGAUAGAAAUUACGACGAUAACGAUAACGCGGAAAGCCAGGCUAACGAGGAGAAUAAAGAGUCCUCGAACUCCGACAGUGACGAGGAAACCACGGUACUGAGUAUUAGCUCGAACAUCCAAGGCGAAAGCAGCGCGACGCCUGACGACCGUUACGAGAGGGAUCUGAAGCGCCGGAGCGCCUCUAUAAUCGACGAGAGGAGCAUCGAGGAGAUGUUCGACGACAAUGGCUGGGUGGUGACGGAGCAGGAUUUAGAGCAGGAUUUACCGAACGAUCCGCAAACGGUAUCCACGAUCCUGUUGGAUUUUCCUGAAUCUACGGUCGAUCGCCCAUCUGAACAGACUGCAAGCUAUAUCGGCGACGUCAACGACGCAGCAGGGACACGUACCGACGAAAUUAUUCCAAAAAUUGCCGAAGAGAGACACAACGAGACGUCUAGCAACCUCGAGGAUUCCUCCACACGGUCGAGCAUCACCAUCGACGACGCUGAGAUGGUUCCCUCGAGCGAAUGGCAAGGGUUCGAGGUUCCGUCGAGAAGUCGCGUGUACAGACAGAGCAGUCUGGGUAAGAAUGGAUGGCUGGUCUCCGACGAGUCGGAAAGCGAGUCCGAUCGGGCAACCUCUCCAAUUGAAGCUUCUCCCGAUCGAGGCGUCACUAGAACCGAGUCCGCGAACGAAGCGAUUGGGUUCGACGGGAUUGAAGAUACGGGCGACAUCGAUGAGAACGGGUGGGUUAUACUUGACGACGACGACGACGAUGACGACGACAAUGACGAUGAUGAGCUUGACGAAGAGCUCGUAGAAGCUAGCAGCGCGCAGGAGAACACGAUUCGUUCUCAAACGAUUGACAUCGUAGGCUCAAAAACUAACAUUGAGAAUGGUGCGUUAGUCGCGGACGUUAAGCGGUCGAAGGGCACCGAGCAGUCAGGGCCCGACGAGCACGAGGAAACGCCCGGUGCCAGUAUGAGUGUACCGAUGCAAAUGGAUGUCUCACGAAUCUGUGAUAAAAAGUGCGGCACAUCGGUGGUUCCCGAUAGUUGCACUCAUCCAUGGAGCUGGAAUCGAAUCAGAUCAGUGGCUGCUUCAUUCUUGAACAAGAGCAGGAGCCAGGCAAUGAUGGCAUCUCGCGAACGGGAACGUGAACGCGAACGCGAACGUGAACGCGAACGCGAACGCGAACGUGAGCGUGAACGCGAGCGAGAGCGAGAGCGCGAUCGCGAGCGGGAACGCGAGCGGGACGUGGACGCGGAAAUCGACUCGCCCUUGUCGACGAGAUCCCGCUACGCAGCUCUGAAGGAACGCCGACAACGUCUUGCCCGUUCCAGAAGCUCGCACAACUUUGGCGGCGACGACCUUGACCUGGACGAAGAACCACCGUCGCCAACAACCCAGUCACCGAAUGCUUACCUGGCGGCGAAGUACGGCGCCGGCUCCGAACUGGCACGGAGUCGCAGCACCCACGCCCUAAAGUCAAGAGAGCCGAGCCCGGAACGUGAUCGACCGGGCACGGAAAAGGACGGCGCGGCAUUGAGCUCUUGGGCCAGAUACCUCAAGAAUAAAUACGGUAACCGCACCACAAAGGACAAGGAACCGCCCUCCUCGUCCUCCACGAUACCUUCGUCCAGCACCAGCGCGGCUUCGCGAAGAUUGUCGUUAGGUUUGCCUUUAAGGCACACCGGGCAAACAUCCUUUGAAUCUUCUGACGACGACCAAAAAAACCCGUCAGGCUCCCCCACGUCCCCUACAGCAGCUCCCGUUAUACCCGCGGCAGCAGGUUCCUCCACUAGCAAUGGUCGGAGGAGUCAUUACUUGCUGAAGCGGCGGCAGCUGUUUAAGUUUGGGAUGCGGGGGAGCGAAGCCGGAUGCUUUACCUGGCCGAGAGGCCUCGCAGUCGGCCCGGACAACUCCAUCGUCGUGGCCGACAGCUCCAACCAUCGUGUUCAAGUAUUCGACGGUAAUGGGAACUUCAUGAAGGAGUUCGGAACGUACGGCAGCAACGAGGGUGAGUUCGAUUGCCUUGCCGGGGUGGCCGUAAACCGAAUCGGGCAGUACAUCAUCGCGGACCGCUACAACCACAGGAUCCAGGUGCUCGAUCCAUCCGGCCGCUUCCUACGGGCCUUCGGCUCUCAGGGCACCGCUGAUGGCCGAUUCAAUUAUCCUUGGGGCAUCACCACCGACGCCCUGGGAUUCAUCUACGUAUGCGACAAGGAGAAUCACCGCGUACAGGUAUUUCAAUCGGACGGUACGUUUGUGGGUAAAUUCGGCUCAUGCGGUAGCGGACGCGGCCAGUUAGAACACCCGCACUACAUCGCGGUGAGCAAUACCAAUCGAGUGAUCGUCAGCGAUGGCAACAAUCACCGCGUGCAGAUAUUUGACGUGAACGGCCGCGUGUUGACGUCUUUCGGUUCGGAGGGCUCAGACGAAGGCCAGUUCAAGUUCCCGCGGGGUGUCGCCGUAGACGAUCAAGGCUACAUCAUCGUCGCCGACUCUGGCAACAACCGUAUACAAAUUUUCAGCCCCGACGGCGCUUUCCUCAAGUCCUUCGGCUGUUGGGGCAGCGGCGAUGGUGAAUUCAAAGGUCUCGAGGGUGUAGCCGUCACGUCAACAGGCAACAUCGUCGUCUGCGAUCGCGAGAAUCACCGGGUUCAAGUAUUCUGAGUUCGUUGAUUAUUAACACUGAAGGAACUCUGAUCUUUUAUCAAACGAAUACCUAUUGUAUUGGCCGAUAUUUGCGUUUAUUAGCACUUUUAAUAAUGAGCAAAUAUUCAGAAAAUAUUUUUAGACAACACCGCAUAUUUGAAUAAAAGAAUACAUUGAUGCCUACAAGUCUGAAUAAAUAUCUGCGAAGUUAAAUGCCAAUAAUUUCCAAUAGUUUACUCGCACCAACUUUUCAAUCUAAAAUUUCUAACAAAUAUUUAGCAAAGCUCGAAAUUGAAAAAAAUAAGAAAUAACGUAAUUUUAUUAU
Trachymyrmex cornetzi is the source of this 6134-nucleotide messenger RNA. It is a transcript of the gene tn, whose product is annotated as tripartite motif containing protein thin. Bases 170 to 5827 code for a protein of 1885 amino acids. The transcript has 18 exons. The record is from RefSeq and is a predicted model, not a curated record. Gene Ontology annotation, molecular function: metal ion binding; ubiquitin protein ligase activity; protein binding. Gene Ontology annotation, biological process: proteasome-mediated ubiquitin-dependent protein catabolic process; protein polyubiquitination. Lineage: Eukaryota; Metazoa; Arthropoda; Insecta; Hymenoptera; Formicidae.